ACAUGCGCGACGCGCCGCAACUCUGCGCCUCCCACCACAAGACGGAUCGGAUUGCUUCACUGCCUACCGAUUGAGAACGCUCGCGUAAAGCCUGAUGAUAUACCCGUCUUUGCGAGCCGGAUCAGGAGCCACAUUGCAUUCUACCGGGUCACAACCUCUCUAACCUUUCGAUUCGUGCCAACAGCUGCUGUUCAGACAAAAGUCAGAGAGAAGGCGCAACAACCAUGCCUUCACGGAAGAGCGACGUCCGCCGGAGCGAUGUAUCCGUGGCAAGGUUCGUGCUCGCCGACGAGGACAGCGCCAUGACCACCGAAUCGCCCGCACCCGUACCCGCGCCAGAACCGCCACUAGCAGCCGCAGCAGGGACAUCAGCAAAGCCUUCGAUUUCAGGGUCAACGCCUGCCCCUCAACAGCCGCCAGUGGACAAGAAAGACAAGGACAAAGACAAGGAGAAGGAGAAAGAGAAAGAGAGAGAGAAAGAAAGGGAUAACUUGACCAUCGAGGACCUCAACUUACCCAAAUCCAUCAUCACCCGUCUGGCAAAGGGGGUGCUGCCGCCCAACACACAGAUACAAGCCAACGCCAUCCUGGCGCUGACCAAGAGCGCCACGGUAUUCAUUAACCACCUAGCUAAUGCCGCGAACGAGUCCACCAUAGCAUCCAACAAAAAAACCAUCAUGCCCGCUGACGUGUUCAAAGCCCUCGACGAAAUCGAAUAUGGCUUCAUGCGCGAGAAGCUGGAGGCCGAGUUUGCCAAGUUCAACGAAGUCCAAACCUCAAAACGCUCCCAAUAUCGCAAAAAGGUCGCCGCCGCCAAGAAGGCCGCCGCGGGCGGUGCGGGCGCAAGCCAGUCCACCGACGCCGGCGCCGCGGCAGAUCUCUCCAUGAUGAGCAUCGGCUCCACGGCCACGGCCGGCGGUGGCGACCGCGACGAGAGCAGCGCCGCGCUGCAGUCUCCCGGCGUGCUCGCCGGCGCCGCCGAGUCAUCUGGGUCAGGGUCAGGGUCAGGACCAGGCCAGCCGCGGGCGGCGAAAAAGGCACGCCUAAUGGACCCGACUAGUACUAGCACUGGAUCUCAUCGGGUCGCGGCUGGGGCGGAUGAGCCGUCGAGGAUGGAGGUGGAUGAGGAGGAAGGAGGAGCGGAGGAGAUGUCUGAUGCUGAGACUGUUCCUGAGGAAGCCGAAGAGGAGGAGGAGGAGGAGGACGGGGAAGAGCAGGAGGAGGAGGACGAGGUGGAAGAAGAAGAGGAUGAGGAGGAGGAUGACGAAGAGGAAGAACGGGACGAGUUGGAGGAGCGGACGGCGAGGGAGGAAGAGGAUGAAGCUUUGGACGACGAUAGCGAUUAGGGGGCGUCGUUGGCAAAGCCUAAAUGGGCGCUCCCAGAGCGACUUUGGUCGGCGAGGGAGGAUGACGAUGAGGGGCUAGCGCUGGUGAGGACGGAAUGGAACUUUCGAAGCACUCGUCGAUGAUGCGAUGCGUUGUUUUGGGGUGGUUACGCUGCGAUAAUGAUAAUCUGGGAGCGAUUGCCUGUCCCGCACACGAACGGGUGCGAGAGCCACUGCUCCGUUGCAUUUGUUCGACACGUUGUAGACGGAGACCCAUCCCCCGUUUUCUGUUUACUUUAGCACGGGAGG
Molecule: messenger RNA, 1634 nt
Organism: Parathielavia appendiculata
Lineage: Eukaryota; Fungi; Ascomycota; Sordariomycetes; Sordariales; Chaetomiaceae
Exons: 4
Coding region: 225-1346 (373 amino acids)
Biological process (GO): DNA damage response; heterochromatin formation; leading strand elongation
Cellular component (GO): epsilon DNA polymerase complex; CHRAC
Molecular function (GO): protein heterodimerization activity; chromatin DNA binding
Source: RefSeq, a predicted model, not a curated record